AUGUCAGAUCAGUCUUUGGGGUUGAUGUCACGGUUUUAUUUACCAUAUGAACAUGGCAAGUUCGGCUCUCAGCUUGGAGUUGUUGGGAAUGAGCGCGGAUCCGCCGCCACAACUUUCUAUUAUGCUUCGAACGCCUUGGAGGUGAAUGUGGUAGAGUCCCAAGGCGGAUUGGGCAGACUAGGUUUCACAGUGAGAAGGAGCGCUGUGUCCAAGAAUGUAACCGCUUUGUCUUGCCAGGCAGGACUGCCGAGCGCCAUUGAAUAG
Messenger RNA from Penicillium waksmanii, 264 nucleotides. RefSeq lists its product as uncharacterized. The transcript has 2 exons. The record is from RefSeq and is a predicted model, not a curated record. The coding region runs from base 1 to 264 and encodes 87 amino acids. NCBI's taxonomy places the organism in Eukaryota, Fungi, Ascomycota, Eurotiomycetes, Eurotiales, Aspergillaceae.